AUGAAUCGGUUAUGUUCAGUCGGAUUAACAACAUCACCAAUUAAGGUUGUUAUCAACGAUUCUUUACGGCUGUUGUCAAUGGCAACGAGACAUCGCAAAACGGCCGGUAUUAUCGUGAUUGGCGAUGAGAUAUUGAAAGGUUCGACAGUUGAUACUAAUUCAAAUUUCUUUUGUCGUAAACUUCAUAAUAAAGGUGUAUUGGUAAAGAAGAUAUCAGUAAUUGGUGAUGAAGUGAAUGAAAUAGCUGACGAAGUGAGUAAAUUCAGUAGUCGUUAUGACAUUGUGUUCACAACUGGUGGAAUUGGACCUACGCAUGAUGAUCGAACUCUGAUGGCGGUUGCGCUAGCAUUUGGGGAUGUAUUGUCGCCCAGUGCUGAAAUGCACUCUGUUUACAAGAAAUACUUAAAACACGGUUCGGAAGGGGAACCUAACACUGGUUUGGAACGUAUGUGCAAUAUUCCUAAAACUUCUCGUUUAUUAUGGGGUUGCAAACGUACUUCAAAAUUUCCAAUCGUUCAAAUACGUAAUGUAACGGUCUUUCCAGGUGUCCCAAAGUUUUGUCAACAAGCAUUCGAGGAUUUUGAGGAUGUCAUCUUUCCUCAUGGAUCACUACUGCCAUUUUUCACCGAAACGCUUUUUGUGAAAGCUGCGGAACUUAAGUUCUCAAAAAUUUUGAGUGAAAUUGCUGACAAAUAUGGAAGUUUAGUGUCGAUUGGCUCGUAUCCGGCACCUGAUAACGCCUAUUACAAAGCGAAAUUGACCAUUGAAAGUGAUUCAGUGUCUGUUGGUGAGAGCGCUGUUGCUGAUCUGAAAUCUGCUCUUAAAGAAAUGAUUGUCUAUUAUGAUGAGUCAGCGUGGUUGGAUCCAAUCCCCAAAUUCAUGUCAUUCAAAAGACGUGAAUGUGAAUCCGAUGUGAACACUGAUAGUUCAUUCAUAGAUCGUGUUGAUGAUGCUAUGUCCAUCAUCCACUCCACUCUUCACAAAUAUCCGUUCGUUUUCAACUCGGUUUGUCCUAUAUUGGAUUGGUCGUACGCCGAUGUUUGGCGAAUGUUACGUGGUUUAUGUAUUCCAUAUUGCCGUUUAUACGAUCUGGGUUAUACGUCACUUGGUGAUCGAGAUACAACACGGAAGAAUGAUGCUCUUAAAAUUGUUGAUAAAAAGGGAGAACUGAUCGGGUAUCGACCCGCAUAUAUGCUUGCGGCUGAUGAUCUAGAGCGGACUGGGAGAGUGGAUGGUUGA
Molecule: messenger RNA, 1239 nt
Organism: Anisakis simplex (herring worm)
Lineage: Eukaryota; Metazoa; Nematoda; Chromadorea; Rhabditida; Anisakidae
Source: the annotation of a GenBank genome assembly